AUGUUGCUCAUGAAGAUCAACAGCAUCACUCCAAAACCUAAUGAGCCAAGGGAGAUGAUUGAGAGGCUUCAGGGACUUACAAAGCACAAGGACCGUGUCAUUUGCAAUGCUCUGACAGCUCUUCUCCAACUCUGGAGGCAGAGGAUCAGAGAACAAGAGUGUGAAGCUUUGUCUACAAUCGAUAUGAUUCUUGACAAACCUCUACAGGCUUAUCAUCAGAUACAUGGUGGUCAGGUCUUCACAAGAGAACCUACAAAGAAGAGGAAGUUAGUGAGGUGA
Messenger RNA from Eruca vesicaria subsp. sativa (arugula), 279 nucleotides. Lineage: Eukaryota; Viridiplantae; Streptophyta; Magnoliopsida; Brassicales; Brassicaceae. The record is from the annotation of a GenBank genome assembly.